Messenger RNA from Cuscuta campestris, 1075 nucleotides. NCBI's taxonomy places the organism in Eukaryota, Viridiplantae, Streptophyta, Magnoliopsida, Solanales, Convolvulaceae. The record is from the annotation of a GenBank genome assembly.
GACACUUAAAAAUGUAAUAAAACCUUUUAUUUUUGAAUUUUUUAGGAUGGAUUCGAAAGGUAAGGAGAGAUUUACGAAAAUUGAACGGUCCAAAAACUGCUUCUCUUGUUGUCAAAGAUAGAGAUGUAAUUGGUUGCCUGUGCUUCAUUCCCUCUUCCAUGGCCAUCCUUCAUAUAAAGAUGGCGACGAGUCUGGACUCCAAUUUCCCCAGAGCUUUUCCCCCCUUCAAAUCGCCCUGCAUUUCGCAGGGCACCUUUUGAUCGACCCGACCCGACCCGAUAUUCGCCUCGAUCCUAACGAUGAAGGAGGAAGAAGAACGCGCCGUGCCCCCGCCGGCCACCGACGGCGCCGUCAGCUUCGAGAUCGCCUCCCCACCCGACAUUGAAGGCGCAGACGGCGCCGCCAGCUUUGAGAUCGCCCCACCGCCCGCCCCAACCAAAAUUGAAUUCGCGAACGACGACGUUUGCGAAGAUGUAGCGGCCCCGCCCGCCCCAACCGAAACUGAAGGCGCAAACGACGCCGUUUGCUCGGAUGCCGCCGCCCCGCCGACCCCCACCGGUGGCGGAAGUUUCAAGAAGAAGAACCGCAGCAAGUCGUUCAGCCUCCUCAAGGCGGCGCUGAACAUCUUUUCGCCGGAGAACGAAAAGAGCAGGCCGUCGUCGGCGAAGAAGAAGAAGACGAAGAGCGGCGGCGACUGGAAGACGGUGGUGGGGUCAAUGCGGCCGUUGACCCUGCAGGACCGGUCUCCGACCCCGUCCCUCCCGUCCAUGUCGCCCUCCUGUUCCUACGAAAACCUGGCGACGCUCACCGGCUCCCCGUCGCCGUCGCACGUCUCCUCCUGCGGCAGCAGCACGAUGAGCCGGUACGCCUCCGCCACAAAUCUCCAAGAUCUGGACGCCGCCGGCUCCGAUCCCGACGAGGUGUUUGACGCCAUCGAAGGUGACGAGAUGAUCGACGUCAAGGCGGAAGAAUUCAUCGCCCGAUUCUACCAACAAAUGAAGCUCCAACAACGUCAGCAUCAUCACCAUCACCAUCGUCAUCAUCAACGCCUAUAAAACAAAUUGCUCUGCUAAAU